This is a messenger RNA of Penicillium hordei, 201 nucleotides long. RefSeq lists its product as uncharacterized. Bases 1 to 201 code for a protein of 66 amino acids. The transcript has a single exon. The record is from RefSeq and is a predicted model, not a curated record. NCBI's taxonomy places the organism in Eukaryota, Fungi, Ascomycota, Eurotiomycetes, Eurotiales, Aspergillaceae.
AUGGCAUGGCCGACGACCGCACCGAUCAUGAUAGUAUGGCCGCUGGCCGCCGCUGGCCUCCGUUCCCGCUUGGAAAACAAGCCGGAAAUCUACAAAUUCACCCCGCGCUCGGCCCUAGAUCGUAUCCGUCUACGUGGGCAUCACCUCCGCCACCCUAACAAACUGACCACCGAUGCUAUGGCAAAUUCUCAGGCGUGGUAG